Telopea speciosissima is the source of this 837-nucleotide messenger RNA. RefSeq names its product protein MOR1-like. The coding region runs from base 28 to 837 and encodes 269 amino acids. The transcript has 7 exons. Gene Ontology annotation, cellular component: microtubule plus-end; centrosome; kinetochore. Lineage: Eukaryota; Viridiplantae; Streptophyta; Magnoliopsida; Proteales; Proteaceae. Gene Ontology annotation, molecular function: microtubule plus-end binding; microtubule plus end polymerase activity. Gene Ontology annotation, biological process: mitotic spindle organization; establishment or maintenance of microtubule cytoskeleton polarity; microtubule polymerization. The record is from RefSeq and is a predicted model, not a curated record.
UCGUUUUCAAAGAAACCACAACAAAAAAUGUCGGAAGACGAGAAGUUAUUAAAAGAAGCGAAGAAACUGCCGUGGGAAGAUCGUCUAUUACAUAAGAACUGGAAGGUCAGAAACGAUGCCAAUAUCGACCUUGCCGUCGUCUGCGAUUCCAUAACUGAUCCUAAGGAUCCCCGUCUCAGAGAAUUCGGUCCUUUUUUUAAAAAGGCGGUUGCUGAUUCGAAUGCUCCUGUACAAGAUAAAGCUCUUGAUGCCCUUAUUGCCUUCUUACGAGCUGCUGAUGCCGAUGCUGGAAGAUUUGCGAAAGAAAUAUGCGACGCCAUUGUUGCCAAAUGCCUCACUGGUCGGCCCAAGACGGUGGAGAAGGCGCAGAUGGUGUUUUUGCUUUGGGUGGAGUUGGAGGCCAUGGAAGUGUUCCUGGAUGCUAUGGAGAAAGCAAUUAAAAAUAAAGUUGCUAAGGCAGUUGUGCCAGCUAUAGAUGUCAUGUUUCAAGCUCUCAGUGAAUUUGGCACAAAAGUAGUUCCCCCCAAAAGAAUUUUGAAGAUACUUCCUGAACUUUUUGACCACCAAGACCAAAAUGUUCGUGCAUCUUCUAAAGGAUUGACACUCGAGCUUUGCCGUUGGAUUGGAAAGGACCCUGUGAAAUCAAUCUUAUUUGAGAAAAUGCGGGAUACUAUGAAAAAAGAGCUGGAGUCGGAACUUGUGAAUGUUUCGGGUGCAGCGAAGCCAACACGCAAAAUUAGAAUUGUUGGGUCUAUCUGGAUUGUGGUUUCUCCAGUUGUCGAUAGUGAUAGACGUAAUAUACAGGAGAAUAACAUAGAAAUUAUAUUGAAAUUUUAA